CUUACAUUCCUUAUAAAUUGAUCAAUUUUAUGAGUCGAAGCACAUUUACUAUGAUACGCUAUAUUUUCUAGAAACUGUGAACAUUUAUGACAAUACGCAUUUUUAAAAUUCAUAACAAAUAUGUUAGAAACAUAUCAGAUAAAAACAUAAACAUUCUUUCACUAUUUACAUACCUUUAUUGUACACAUAGGAAAAGUAAAAUUUUGCAAAUUUAGAUAGUUUCUUCUUACAUUCAUUAUAAAUUAAUAAAUUUUGUGAGUUUAUAUACAUUUACUUCAUUACACUACACUUGUUAGAAACUUGAAAUGUUUAUGAAGCUACACAUCUUUAUAAUGAAUUUUAAAUGUGUUAGAAACAUACGAGAUCAAAGUUAAAAAUUUUUUUAACAUUCGCGUAUCUUUAUUGUACAAACGUAAAAUGUAUGAUUUUGCACUUCUAGUGUUUUAAUACUACAACUACUGUAACUUUUGUUGCAGAUUAUAUAUCAUCAAACAAAAGUAAUUCGAAGUUCGACGCAGGUAAAGCAGAGCAACUCCGAAGUUCGACAUGGGUAAUGCAGAGCUACUACGAUGUUCGAUGUGGGUAAUGCAGGCUACUCCGAUGAUCAACGACAGCAGAGCCACUACGUAGUUCUGUAUCAAGACAACGGUUGGUGAGUCGCAUAAUUUUCUGUUCCUCUGGUUUCUCUGGGAUAUUUAUAAAACUUGAUAUCGAUUAAUUAUUAGUGUACAAAGCAACAAUUAGAUAUUGAAUUAUGAUAAUUAUGAGGUAAAAUUGUAUGAAUAUGCAAAAAAGAGUAAAAAAAGUAAAAAAUGUAAAUAUAUCUGAGAAUUAAUUUCGGUUGUCGCCGAAGAUACGUGACAUCUAUCAUACAGCAAAAUUAGAUUUACCAGUAUUAGAAUAUUAAAUUCCAUCAUUUAUGCUUUCAUAGAAAACAAUGUCAGUAACUGUCACUAAAUAAUGUCUCUAGCUCUCAGUAAAUUACGAAAAAAAGCUCCCACAAAAAGACUCGAUAAAUCUAGACAAAAAAUUAACCGAUUUGAUGGCUUGACCGAAGAAGAAAUACAAAAGUAUACCUUGCCGGAUUACCUUGAAAAUGAUUUGGAUAUUGUGUUUGUUGGCAUAAACCCCAGCUUGAUGGCAGCAUAUCGGGGAAGGUAUUAUGCAGGCCCAGGGAACCAUUUUUACAAACUUUUGCAUGAAUCGGGUUUAACACCUUAUUAUUUAAGUUACGAUGAAGAUUACAAGCUUCUCCGAUAUGGUAUAGGCUUAACAAACAUAGUUUCGCGACCUACGAAGUCCUCUGCUGAUCUGAAGCACACUGAAAUCAAAGAGGGUUGCAAGAUUGUAGAGGAGAAACUAAAAAUCUAUAAACCCAAGAUUGCUGUUUUCAAUGGCAAAUGUAUCUACGAAGUUUUCGCUAGUAAAACGGUUAAUUUCAAUUUUGGACUGCAACCAGAGUCUAUCGAGAACAUUGCAUUUUGGGUCACUCCGUCGAGUAGUGCUCGCUGUGCAAACUUUCCUAGAAUGACAGACAAGUUGCACUUCUAUACUGCCUUGAAAAAAUAUUUGCGAUUUCUAAAAGGAGAAAUUAAGGAAGUCGAUACUAAAGAAUUUCUGUUUGAAGGAAAAUGCAAACAGUUCAUUCCUCGAACUUCGAAGAUGUGGAGACGAAAAGAUGUGUCUGUAUUCUUGCACGGAGGAAAAAUUGCUAACAAGCGCACUGUAUGUCUGGACACAUCCGAUGAAAGCAUAGCGAUAACUUAUAGUACGGAAUUUAUUGUAGAGCAAAAAGAGGGUAACAAACAAAAUGAAGUGAAAAAUGAGAGCGAUAGACAGAAAACUGAAUCAUUACCAAAUUCAAAACUGUAUGAUUCACGAACAAGCAUAAAAGUGUGUCUUGAAAAUAAUCUAUCUAGAGAAAAAGAAGAUUCUUUACAAAAAGAACAUUCAGAGCUUGUAAAUGGUACAAAGAAUGAUACUGAUUCAUUUGAAAAUAGUAAUUUAGAAAAAAUUGUAGAAUCCAAAGCAGCAAUGGCUAAAAAAACUAUAACCAAUAAUAGAAAAAAGAAAAAUAUUAAAAGAAUUUCACAGAAACCAAUCAGAAUCAAGCAUAAUGUAGAAGAUAAUCCUGAUUCAGUCUUUGUUAGUUUAAUUAAACGGAGACUGGAGACAAAAGCGAAAAAUAAUUCCAAAGAUAAACAGGAAGACUGAUCUGAAGUCAUUGUUAGAAUAGUUCGAUUCAGAAAACAAUUAGGAUUUAGAUUUAAGUAAACGAUUCUUAAGAAAAUUUGGUAUUAUUUUAAUAUAAUUAUCUUUUUUUUUACAUGAAUGUGAAGAUGCAUAAUAAAGUAUUUUUAUAGUAUA
Molecule: messenger RNA, 2367 nt
Organism: Hylaeus anthracinus
Lineage: Eukaryota; Metazoa; Arthropoda; Insecta; Hymenoptera; Colletidae
Exons: 1
Coding region: 961-2214 (417 amino acids)
Biological process (GO): base-excision repair, AP site formation
Cellular component (GO): nucleus
Molecular function (GO): mismatch base pair DNA N-glycosylase activity
Source: RefSeq, a predicted model, not a curated record